AGCCAGCCAUGCCCGUCCCAGCAACAGCCGAUAAGCGGGGGACGAGGCUGCUGAGAACCAGAAAACCAGGAGGACGAGGAGCGUCCACCAGGAGGCCCACGGCCCCAUGAGCUGGGGCCUCCGUAUGCCGUCAACGGAAGCUCAGUGGGUCCCGCCAGUAUGCCCUCCGAAUGGGGGUGAACAAGACUUCUCCCAGCAGCAAAGGCUCAGACCAUGAAUUACGUGGGGCAGCUGGCGGGCCAGGUGUUUGUCACCGUGAAGGAGCUGUACAAGGGCCUGAACCCCGCCACCCUGUCCGGAUGCAUCGACAUCAUCGUCGUCCGCCAGCCCAACGGGAGCCUGCAGUGCUCCCCGUUCCACGUCCGCUUCGGCAAGAUGGGGGUGCUGCGCUCCCGAGAGAAAGUGGUUGACAUAGAAAUCAACGGGGAAUCCGUGGACUUACACAUGAAACUGGGAGAUAACGGAGAAGCCUUUUUUGUUCAAGAGACGGAUAACGAUCAGGAAGUGAUCCCCACGCACCUGGCCACCUCCCCCAUCCUGUCGGACGGAGCCGCCCGCAUGGAGUGCCAGCUGAAGAGGAACCCCCCGGACCGGGCGCGGAGCCUGGACCCCGGCGCGGCGGCCCCGGGCCUGCCUCCCGGCGAGACCCCCUCGAGCGGCUCCCUGGUGAAGAAGAGGAGGAAGAGGAGGAGGAAGUCCCAGCUGGACAGCCUGAAGAGGGACGACACCUCCAACACGUCGGAGGACGAAGACAUGUUCCCCAUAGAGAUGAGCUCCGACGAGGAGCGGGACCCGAUGGACGGCAGCAGAACUCUUAAUAACGACAUACCUCCAUUCCAAGAAGAUGUUCCCAAGGAGAACCUGCCCCCAGUCACGCCUUAUUCUCAGUCGUCAUCGUACCCUAGUUCUGAUAGAGAGUGGUCACCCAACGCCAGCGGCCUGCUAGAUUGCAAAAGGACGCCCCCUCACGUGGCGGUGGCGGCCGAGGGCCUGCUCUCGAGCUCUUGCCCUCCGCAGUCGUCCGUCCUGCACGCUCCGGAAAGUCCUUCAGGUUCCCGACCCUCGACACCUAAAAGCGACUCCGAGUUGGUCAGCAAGUCGGCGGACAGGACGGCGCAGAAGAGCAACCUGGAGAUGCUGUGGCUCUGGGGGGAGCUGCCCCAGGCCGCCAAAUCGCCCACACACAAGAUGAAAGACUCCAGCCCGCGGAGCAGCAGGAAGUUCUCGGAGAAGAUGCACUUCCAGGCCAUCCACAGCGAGCCUCCCGAAGCGUUCAGCGAGCCCGCGCCGACGCCGGCCCAGGCGCCUCCUGAACAGCCGCCUCCGGAGCAGCCGCCUCCGGCCGAGAUGCAGCUCGUGAAUGAGGAGGACGUGGAGGCCUUGGGAGCCGCAGCCCCGCCCCUGCCUGCCCCCGAGGAGCCCCAAGCCCUCUCCGCCAUGGCAGCGGCGGCCAGCAAGACGGACUCGCCGUCUAGGAAGAAAGACAAACGAAGCCGGCACCUCGGGGCCGACGGUGUCUACCUGGACGACCUCACAGACAUGGAUCCCGAAGUGGCCGCCCUGUACUUCCCCAAAAACGGGGACCCUGCUGGGCUCCCCAAACAUGCCGACAGCGGAGCCCGGUCAGCCAACCAGUCCCCGCAGUCCGUGGGCAGCUCUGGCGCCGACAGUGGUGUGGAGAGCACCUCCGACGGCCUGAGGGACCUGCCGUCCAUCGCCAUCUCCCUCUGCGGCGGCCUCAGCGACAACAGGGAGAUCACCAAAGACGCGUUUUUGGAACAAGCCGUGUCGUAUCAACAGUUUGUGGACAACCCCGCCCUCAUCGACGACCCCAACCUCGUGGUGAAGAUCGGGAACAAGUAUUAUAACUGGACCACGGCAGCCCCUCUGCUCCUGGCGAUGCAGGCUUUCCAGAAACCGCUGCCAAAGGCCACGGUGGAGGCCAUCAUGAGGGAUAAGAUGCCCAGGAAGGGAGGAAGAUGGUGGUUCUCGUGGAGGGGAAGGAACACCACGAUCAAGGAGGAAAGUAAGCCGGAGCAGGGCCUGGCUGGCGAGAGCCACAGCACCGGGGAGCAGCCGCCGCCGCUCAGCAUGGCCACCAGAAUGAAGCAGGAGUCGUCCUCCAGCGACGAGGAGCACGCAGCCGCCAGGCCGUCCAGCGCCCCCCUGAUCCCCCUCCUGUCCAACGUCGGCUACAAGAAGACCCUGCGGCUCACGUCGGAGCAGCUGAAAAGCCUGAAGCUGAAGAACGGCCCCAACGACGUGGUGUUCAGCGUGACCACGCAGUACCAGGGCACCUGCCGCUGCGAGGGCACCAUCUACCUGUGGAACUGGGACGACAAGGUCGUCAUCUCCGACAUCGACGGGACCAUCACCAGGUCAGACACUCUGGGCCACAUUUUGCCCACCUUGGGGAAGGACUGGACCCACCAGGGCAUCGCGAAGCUGUACCACAAAGUGAGCCAGAACGGGUACAAGUUCCUGUACUGCUCUGCGCGGGCCAUCGGCAUGGCGGACAUGACGCGGGGCUACCUGCACUGGGUCAACGAGAGGGGCACGGUGCUGCCCCAGGGGCCCCUGCUGCUGAGCCCCAGCAGCCUCUUCUCCGCGCUGCACAGAGAGGUGAUCGAAAAGAAGCCAGAGAAGUUCAAAGUCCAGUGUUUGACCGACAUCAGAAACCUGUUUUUCCCCAACACAGAGCCGUUCUACGCUGCCUUUGGAAAUCGGCCGGCGGACGUGUAUUCGUACAAGCAAGUAGGAGUGUCUUUGAACCGCAUAUUCACCGUCAACCCCAAAGGCGAGCUGGUGCAGGAGCACGCCAAGACCAACAUCUCCUCGUACGUGAGGCUCUGUGAGGUGGUUGACCACGUCUUCCCGCUGCUGAAGAGGAGCCAUUCCUCGGACUUCCCCUGCUCGGACACGUUCAGCAACUUCACCUUCUGGAGAGAGCCGCUGCCCCCGUUCGAGAACCAGGACGUCCACUCUGCCUCGGCCUGAGGCCCGCAGCCGCCCGCGUCCGCCAAGCCCGGCGCCCAUUAAAGGCCGGGUUGUGGGAGCCCAGGAGGGA
Eptesicus fuscus (big brown bat) is the source of this 3067-nucleotide messenger RNA. RefSeq names its product lipin 1 (gene LPIN1). The record is from RefSeq and is a predicted model, not a curated record. Bases 214 to 2997 code for a protein of 927 amino acids. Gene Ontology annotation, biological process: triglyceride biosynthetic process; fatty acid catabolic process; positive regulation of transcription by RNA polymerase II. The transcript has 21 exons. Lineage: Eukaryota; Metazoa; Chordata; Mammalia; Chiroptera; Vespertilionidae. Gene Ontology annotation, molecular function: phosphatidate phosphatase activity; transcription coactivator activity. Gene Ontology annotation, cellular component: mitochondrial outer membrane; nucleus.